Molecule: messenger RNA, 1413 nt
Organism: Sphenostylis stenocarpa
Lineage: Eukaryota; Viridiplantae; Streptophyta; Magnoliopsida; Fabales; Fabaceae
Source: the annotation of a GenBank genome assembly
AUGACGUCUGACGAAAGCAAAUUUGGGAAUAUUUAUAGCCAUCCAUCAACCACUCGGGAGCUAGAAUUUCAAUCAAUGGCCUCUGCAAUACCUGGCGACGAAGAGACGCCGCUCGUCGCCGAUAAUUCGCCGCUCGAAGCGGUGAAGGGCAGGAGUCACACCAGGGAUAUUCACAUCCUCAGUUUGGCCUUUCUCUUGGUUUUUCUCGCCUUCGGAGCCGCCCAGAAUCUGCAGAGCACUCUCAACACUGAGGAUGACUUGGGUACCACUUCUCUAGGGAUCUUGUAUUUGUCUUUCACAUUCUUUUCCGUGGUUGCUUCUUUGGUGGUGCGAGUUCUCGGCUCUAAGAACGCUUUGCUUCUUGGGACUACUGGGUAUGUCCUGUAUGUGGCUGCCAACUUGAAACCAAAUUGGUAUACAUUGGUCCCUGCUUCUGUGUAUCUUGGGUUUUGUGCUUCCAUAAUAUGGGUUGGAGAGGGAACAUAUCUCACUUCUGCUGCACGCAGCCAUUCUUCAGAUAACAAAUUACAUGAAGGUGCAGUAAUUGGUGACUUCAAUGGGGAAUUCUGGGCCGUGUAUGCACUCCAUCAGUUUAUUGGAAAUCUUAUUACAUUUGCUUUACUGAGUGAUGAUCAGCAGGAGGGAAGUACCAAAGGAACAACUUUAUUGUUUAUUGUAUUCCUUUUCAUUAUGACUUUUGGUGCAAUAUUAAUGUGCUUCUUGCGCAAACGGAGUGUUAAUACUAAGGGGGAACAAGAGCUUUCAGGUGCAGAUGCUGGUGCAUGUGCGUCCUUGAAGUCUCUAUCUAAAUCACUUGCCAGUGCAUUGUCUGAUAUAAAGAUGUUAUUGAUCAUACCCCUUAUUGCAUAUUCAGGUCUACAACAAGCAUUUGUGUGGGCUGAAUUUACCAAGUACGUUGUAACUCCCGCAAUUGGUAUUUCAGGUGUGGGUAGUUCAAUGGCAGCAUAUGGGGCUUUUGAUGGAAUAUGUUCUCUGCUUGCUGGUCGUCUCACCUCCGGUCUCACGUCUGUUACAACAAUAGUUUCCGUUGGAGUUUUUGCUCAGGCAGUCGUAUUAAUCUUACUUCUGCUAGAUUUUAGUAUAAGUAGCGGAUUCCUUGGUACUCUUUACAUACUCUUUUUGGCUGGUUUAUUGGGCGUUGGUGAUGGAGUUUUAAUGACGCAACUUAAUGCAUUGAUUGGAAUACUAUUUAAGCACGACACGGAAGGGGCUUUUGCUCAGCUAAAGAUAUGGCAAUGUGCUACAAUUGCUACCGUGUUCUUUUUCGCCCCGCUCAUCUCGUUCAAAUCUGUGCUUAUAAUUAUGCUUGCUUUUCUUUGUGUCUCCUUCUGCAUUUUUCUAUGGCUUGCUCUGAAGGUGGAAAACACAUCAUCACUCUCUACCAGUCACUGA